Molecule: messenger RNA, 192 nt
Organism: Peronospora matthiolae
Lineage: Eukaryota; Oomycota; Peronosporomycetes; Peronosporales; Peronosporaceae
Source: the annotation of a GenBank genome assembly
AUGCUCCAGGAGCAGCUGGUACUGCAGCAGGGGCCACUUCACAACUUUUUAGAGUUCUGUGCUGACCCGAUACCGGUUAAGGCACCGACGUCGGCAGCGAGUCAGCUGCCACCCCACGACUCGCAGACCUUGCGACGGGACACGAGCCUUCAAACUGUUGAACCGCUGCCGCACGAGCAGCCGCAGCCAUAG